AUGGCUUCCUCUCCGACCCCCGCGACCGGCCGCCGGUAUCCCGAGCACGACCUGUCGCAGUUCCCCAGCCAGCUGCGCGGCAAGCGCAUCCUCCUCUGCACCGAGUCCUUUGGCCCCGUCAACGGCGUGAGCCGGACGACGCUGAUGCUGGUGACGCACCUGCGCAACCACGGGGCGCAGGUCGCCGUCGUCGCGCCGCACAACCACACCAACCACAACACCUUUUCGCCGCCGCCGUCGCCAAGCCUCUCGCCGCUCGACCGGCAGCCCGAGGUGCGCCUCACCGGCUAUCCGCUGCCCUUCAACCCGGAGCUCUCCGUCGUCUAUCCCGUCCGCAACUCGACACUCUACGCCCGCACCUUUGGCGCCGACGCGCUGCCAGACCUCAUCUACCUCGCCUCGCCCGCCAGCCUUGGCUUCCAGGUCAUGCUGCAACUGCGCCAACAGCCCCGCGCCCACCAGAUCCCUAUCCUCUGCAAUUUCCAGACCGACCUGGCCGGGUACUGCGACAUCCUCUUCCCUGCCCCGCUCAGCCACGCCGCCGUCUUCGCCUUUGACGCCGUCCAAAGUUACCUCUUCCGCCACGCCUCGGUCCGGACCAUCUUCUACCCCUCGCGUUUCGUCAAGCGCUAUUUGGUUCGGCAAAAGGUGCCUGCCGAAAAGCUCGAGCUGCUCACCCGCGGCGUCAACGCCGAGAUGUUCAACCCGAUCCGUCGCAGCGAGCGCCUCCGCAAAGAACUCGCCCCCAACGGCGAGGUCAUUUUUGUCACCGUCUGCCGCAUCGCCGGCGAAAAAGGCUUUGACUUUCUGGCCAAGGCGGCCAAGGAGAUGGACGCGCGCGGCCUGCCAUACAAGAUGGUCAUUGUCGGCGGCAACCGCAACCCGGACGUCGAGAAGGAGGUCCAGGAGCUGUUCGACCCCCUCCGCGAUGAGGGCAAGGUCGUGUUCACCGGCUUCAAGGUCGGCGAGGAGCUCGCCACCUACUACGCUAGCGCCGAUGUCUUCCUGCACUGCUCCGUGACGGAGACGUUUGGGCUUGUGGUCCUCGAGUCCAUGGCCAGCGGUGUCCCAGUCGUCGCGCGAGACGAGGGCGGGCCGUCGGAUAUCAUCGCCCACGACGACACUGGCUUCCUCGUGGUGCCCGAGGACGUCGACGGCUUCGUGGCCAAGGCCGCGCGGUUGGCGACGGACCGCACCCUGCGCGCACGUAUGGGUCAAGCCGCCCGCGAAGCCGCCUGUGAGUGCACAUGGGACAAGAUCAACAACAAGGUCGCCUGGCGAAUGGCCGACACCAUUGCCGAGCGUGCCGAGGAGGCGGCGCGCGAGGGGCCUGAGGUGGCAUCGCGUACACUGUCGCAGGAUGCGCAGCAGCUGGUGCCCCUCUACGGUUGGCUCAUGAUGAACAAUGCCAUGCGCGAGGCCAUUGUCAGCCGCAUCGUCGACGCACGUCUCGUGGGCGGCCUCGGAGUCAUCAUUUCGUUCUGGAUCAUCACCGGCGCAUACAUGAUGUUUAUCGAGUCCAUCAUGUGGACCAAGAACCGCUUGAGAGGCGAGCGCCGGCCGAGCAUUUCUGCAUGA
Messenger RNA from Cordyceps fumosorosea ARSEF 2679, 1578 nucleotides. RefSeq names its product D-lactate dehydrogenase. Lineage: Eukaryota; Fungi; Ascomycota; Sordariomycetes; Hypocreales; Cordycipitaceae. The transcript has a single exon. The coding region runs from base 1 to 1578 and encodes 525 amino acids. The record is from RefSeq and is a predicted model, not a curated record. Gene Ontology annotation, molecular function: glycosyltransferase activity.